This is a messenger RNA of Microplitis mediator, 2708 nucleotides long. RefSeq names its product transcription factor kayak (gene kay). Gene Ontology annotation, biological process: regulation of transcription by RNA polymerase II. Lineage: Eukaryota; Metazoa; Arthropoda; Insecta; Hymenoptera; Braconidae. The record is from RefSeq and is a predicted model, not a curated record. Gene Ontology annotation, molecular function: RNA polymerase II cis-regulatory region sequence-specific DNA binding; DNA-binding transcription factor activity, RNA polymerase II-specific. Gene Ontology annotation, cellular component: nucleus. The transcript is spliced from 3 exons. The coding region runs from base 374 to 1510 and encodes 378 amino acids.
AGUCAUCGCGGGCGCAGUUUCACGGAGAUUCGAAGUGUUGAAUGUGAGGAUUUCGCGGUAUAUUACAAUUCCUUAACACUCCAGUAAAUAAUUAACACAUAAAUGAAUAAUUACAUCAGUAUCUGAUAAUUAUUAAAUUAAUAACAAUAAUCCGAGUUUAAAAUAAUAUUGUUUAUUAAUACGUACCGAGGACACAGACCCAGUGAUCGUGAGCGUCAAGUGUAUUUUAUUUAAAUUUAAAUACAUUCAAAAAGUAAGAUAAUAUAUACAUACAUCUAUAUCUAUAUAUAAGACAAUUAAAUAAACGUAUUGGGUAUUGUGCUCGAGUACUGACUUUUAUUGUAUUGAUAAGAGGUUUUGCUGAUCAGAAAUAAUGAAGCUGGACGUGUCGGACGUGAUGUAUGACAACUCGAGCGUAUCAAGUGAUAGCGGGACAUCCGAGAGUUCCCAUGCUAGUCAUGAUUUUCUUUCAAAUAUUACCAAUGCCACGAUUCCCAACAGUCUGGCAUCUCUAGACGGUCUGCACAGUGGCGUGCCCACGAGGACGACGCCUACACUGACACCGACAACCCUCCGCAGCAUUGAGCAGACGUUCCUCGAAUUAACGAACGAACCGGCGUCCCACAGUCGUGAGGCCGGUUUCGUACCACCUCUUGUUGAGCCGUCCCAACCGACACCAGCUCAGACCCAGAAUAACAGUGUAAUCACCGGUCAAAAUCAUAAUCACAAUCAUCAUCAUCAUCACUCGGUGCUACUGGAAAACCAGCAGACCCGGCCCCAACAACAAGCCCGCAGAAAUAUGGGAGGCAGAAGACCCACCAGGACGAUUGGGAUUUCGCCGGAAGAAGAAGAACGUCGGCAGGUUCGUCGUGAAAGAAAUAAAAUGGCUGCUGCUAGAUGCCGAAAACGGAGAAUGGAUCAUACCAAUGCUCUGCUAGAAGAGACUGAGGGCUUGGAAAAAAAGAAACAGACACUACAGAAUGAAAUCACGCAGUUGCAGCAAGCGAAAGAUGACCUAGAAUUUUUAUUAGAAACCCAUCGAGCUGUGUGUAGACUACGUUCGUCAUCGCCACCUGACGUAAAACCUCUGAUAAAAUCCGAAAUUACCAUCGACAGCAGUCCAUUUCUUCAUCCAAAUAAAUGCGAGUCGAUAGACACAAGACCGAAUCGUCCAAACUCAUUGCCAGUUGGUUUUGAAAACAACAAUAGACCUAAUUCAUUGCCGAUAUUUGCCGCUAAUGAAACAAAAGAUCGCCCGGAUUCAUUGCAAUUUAAAACCGUUGAGACGCCCUCAUUUAUGAAGACUUCGAAUGAAGUUGCUGGGGUACCAAUUACGACACCAUCCAGCGGUAUUCCCUUUAAUUUUGAUUCUCUGAUGGACGGCGGCACUGGAUUGACUCCAGUAUCAACGCCGCUCAUACCCUCGUGCUCUACCCAACAGAGACACAAUUUGUCCGCCGUUGAUCUCAGCUCUCCGGACGCGAAUCCACCAAAACUUGUGAGCUUGUGACGCCAGGAUGAUCUUGACUACGGCUCCAAUGAAAAUGAACCAGCGUAAAAUUUUAAUUGUACGAUUAUUUGUAACCGUAAAUACUAAUUGUCUUGAUAUUUAUAUUUAUAUUUAAAAUUUUAAAUGUAAUACUGAUUAUUUUUAUUGAUCUUGAUUAUUAUUUUUUUUUAAUGGUUCAUUAUUUUGAAUUUUAUAUAACGACGACAUCGAAGAGCUGCUAUUUCUUUGCGUCAACAUCACAAGUUGCCAUAAAUGUAUUUUUGUCGUUCCCGUAACUACACUAGAACGACUGUAUUUAAUUAAAUAUUAUUACUAUUACUACAAUACGUCUAUCUGCAAUUUAUCGAAUGAUAUUUUUAGGAAAUAAAUAAAUAAAAUAAUAAUAAUAGUAAAAUUACUAUUAGAUAUCAAUUAUUAUUGUAAUUAUUACUCUAGAUGAGCAAAGUUUUUUUUAUAUAAAAUUGUCUUUCUAUUGUCAUGUAAAAAAAAAAAUUGUGAAUUUAAAACGCGUUUGUUCACGAUUAUUUUAUCUGACAUAUUUUUGUACCAUUAAAUAUUUUGAAUAAAAAAGAAAAACUUGUGCUCUUAAUUGUAUAAAUUUUUAAAUAUUAAUUGUUUUCGAGUUUUAAAAUUGCUCAGCAACUCGAAUAAAGCCAAAAGUGAAUUAUUUUUCCCAGCUCGUUACCAAUGCGAACUCUGGUUUUUUAAAAUAAAAUAAAAUAUAAUUAUCACGAUAUUCAAGUGAUUAAAUUUCACUUUUGUAUAAAAUAAAAUUUUAAAAAAAUUUUUAAACUCGAAAAUCGUACGAAAAUGUACAAGUAAAUUUAAAAAAUAUUUUUUUAUUAAAAAAUAAAGUAAAGUUUGAACAAAAAUUUUCUACUUAUACAUUUUCUACGCUUGGAGUUUGCGAUCAAUUUAUAAAUAUUAAGGAUUUGAUAUAUUAAUAUAAUAUAUUUAUAUAAAUAUGUGAACCGAUAAUUGAUGAGUCUUUUUUAUAUUAAUUAAUAAUUAAUUGUGUUAAAUAAUAAAGACAUUUUAGCUCAAGCUAUCGAGUAAGCCAUCGAUCGAAUUAUUCCUUAAUAAAAUAAAUAUAUAACAUAAAUAUAUAUAAAUAUGCAUGUCUGUUUAUGAAAUUAUUUAUUUCGAGGCAAUUCAUUCCCGAGUGUCUGCUCAAUUUGAUAAAAAAAAAAAAAUUAAA